Miniopterus natalensis is the source of this 11282-nucleotide messenger RNA. The record is from RefSeq and is a predicted model, not a curated record. Lineage: Eukaryota; Metazoa; Chordata; Mammalia; Chiroptera; Miniopteridae.
GCGGGAGGCGUCGGGCGCGCGGCCGGUCCGGGGACCCGGCUCCCUGUCCUGCUCGCCCUGCCCUUCGGGGACCAUCCGGCUCUGCCCGUAGCCCGCGUGCCGGGAGGAGUCGGCGCCUCGGAGAAGAGCCCUCGUGGUCGCGCGUGUGGAAUAUCUGCAGACAUGACGGCGUGGAGGAGACGCCAGCCUCCGCUCCCGCUCCUGCUGCCGCUGGCGCUCUGCGCCGGGCUCCUCGCCGCAGCGAAGGGUCAGAGCUGCGGCGGCCUAGUCCAGGGCCCCAACGGCACCAUCGAGAGCCCAGGCUUCCCGCACGGUUACCCCAACUACGCGAACUGCACCUGGGUCAUCCUGAGCGGCGAGCGCCACCGGGUCCAGCUGUCCUUCCAGAGCUUCGCGCUGGAGGAGGACUUCGACAUCCUGUCCGUCUACGACGGGCAGCUCCAGCAGGGCAACCUGAAAGUGAGGCUCUCGGGGUUCCAGCUGCCCUCGUCCGUCGUGAGCUCGGGGUCCAUCCUCACGCUGUGGUUCACCACCGACUUCGCCGUGAGCGCCCAGGGCUUCAGGGCCCUGUACGAAGUUUUGCCGAGCCACACGUGCGGGAACCCCGGGGAAAUACUGAAAGGCACCCUCCACGGGACACGAUUCAACAUCGGGGACAAGAUCCGGUACAGCUGCCUCUCGGGCUACGUCCUGGAGGGCCACGCGGUGCUCACCUGCAUCGUGAGCCCGGGGAGCGGCGCCACCUGGGACUUCCCCGCCCCGCUCUGCCGAGCUGAGGGAGCCUGCGGGGGGACCUUGCGGGGGACCAGCAGCAGCAUCUCCAGCCCCCACUUCCCUUCCGAGUACGAAAACAACGCUGACUGCACGUGGACCAUCCUCGCCGAGCCCGGGGACACCAUCGCUUUGGUCUUCACGGACUUUCAGCUGGAGGAGGGCUACGACUUCCUCGAGAUCAGCGGGACGGAAGCGCCAUCCAUAUGGCUCACCGGCAUGAACCUCCCCUCGCCCGUCAUCAGCAGCAAAAAUUGGCUACGGCUCCAUUUCACGUCGGACAGCAACCAUCGGCGCAAAGGAUUUAAUGCUCAGUUUCAAGUGAAAAAGGCAAUUGAACUGAAGUCCAGAGGAGUCAAGAUGCUGCCCAGCAAGGAGAGCAGCCACAAGAACUCCGUCUUGAGUCAAGGUGGUGUGGCCCAGGUCUCCGACACGUGUCCGGACCCCGGGAUUCCAGAAUUCGGGAGAAGAUCAGGGUCCGACUUCAGGGUUGGAGCCAAUGUGCAGUUCUCCUGCGAAGAUAACUACGUGCUCCAGGGGUCCAAGAGCAUCACCUGCCAGCGGGUCACCGAGACGCUGGCUGCCUGGAGCGACCACCGGCCGAUUUGCCGAGCUCGAACGUGUGGGUCGAACCUGCGCGGGCCCAGCGGCGUGAUCACGUCCCCCAAUUACCCGGUGCAGUACGAGGACAACGCACACUGCGUGUGGGUCAUCACGGCCGCGGACCCCGGCAAGGUCAUCAAGCUGGCCUUCGAGGAGUUCGAGCUGGAGCGAGGCUACGACACCCUGACCGUGGGUGAUGCGGGCAAAGUGGGUGACACCAGGACCGUGCUGUACGUACUCACCGGGUCCAGCGUCCCCGACCUGAUCGUGAGCAUGAGCAACCAGAUGUGGCUCCACCUGCAGUCAGACGACAGCAUCGCCUCGCCCGGGUUCAAGGCCGUGUACCAAGAGAUUGAGAAGGGGGGCUGCGGGGACCCCGGCAUCCCUGCCUACGGGAGGCGGAUGGGCAGCAGCUUCCUGCACGGAGACACGCUCGCCUUCGAGUGCCAGGCGGCCUUCGAGCUGGUGGGGGAGCGAGCCAUCACCUGCCAGCGCAACAACCAGUGGUCCGGCAACAAGCCCAGCUGUGUGUUUUCGUGUUUCUUCAACUUCACGGCGUCCUCGGGGGUCAUCCUCUCUCCCAGUUACCCCGAGGAGUACGGCAACAACAUGAACUGCGUGUGGCUGGUCAUAGCGGAGCCGGGCAGCAGGGUUCACCUCAUCUUCAACGACUUCGACGUGGAGCCCCAGUUCGACUUCCUCGCCAUCAAGGACGACGCUGGGCCCGACAUGACCGUCCUCGGGACCUUUUCGGGGAACGAGGUGCCCUCCCAGCUGGCCAGCAGCGGGCAUGUCGUGCGCCUGGAGUUCCAGUCCGAUCACUCCACCACCGGCCGGGGCUUCAACAUCACCUACACCACGUUCGGUCAGAACGAGUGCCACGACCCCGGCAUCCCCGUCAAUGGGCAGCGCUUCGGGGACCGGUUCCUGCUGGGGAGCUCGGUUUCCUUCCACUGUGACGACGGCUUUGUGAAGACACAGGGCUCCGAGUCCAUCACGUGCACCCUGCAGGACGGGAACGUGGUGUGGAGCGCGGCCGUGCCCCGCUGCGAGGCCCCGUGUGGCGGACACCUGACCGCGUCCAGUGGUGUCAUCCUGCCUCCCGGGUGGCCAGGAUAUUACAAAGACUCCCUAAAUUGUGAAUGGAUCAUCGAGGCGAAGCCAGGACACUCUAUCAAAAUCACUUUCGAUAGGUUCCAGACAGAAGUGAACUACGACACCCUGGAGGUGCGGGAUGGGCCGACCAGCUCGUCCCCGCUGAUCGGCGAGUACCAGGGCACCCAGGCCCCCCAGUUCCUCAUCAGCACCGGGAACUCCAUGCGCCUGCUCUUUACCACGGACAGCAGCCGGGCCAGCGUGGGAUUCCUCAUCCGCUACGAGAGUGUGACGCUGGAGUCGGACUCCUGCCUGGACCCCGGCAUCCCGGUGAACGGCCGUCGGCAUGGCGACACCUUCGGCGUCCGGUCGACGGUGACCUUCAGCUGCGACCCCGGGUACACGCUCAGCGACGACGAGCCCCUCGUCUGCGAGAGGAACCACCAGUGGAACCACGCGCUGCCCAGCUGCGACGCCCUCUGUGGAGGCUACACCCAUGGAAAGAGUGGAACAGUCCUUUCUCCCGGGUUCCCAGACUUUUACCCAAACUCUCUCAACUGCACGUGGACCAUUGAGGUGUCUCAUGGAAAAGGGGUGCAGAUGAUGUUCCACACCUUCCACCUGGAGAGUUCUCACGACUACCUGCUGGUCACGGAGGACGGGAGCUUCUCGGAGCCCGUGGCCCGGCUCACGGGCUCGGUGCUGCCCCACACGAUUAAGGCCGGUCUGUUCGGGAACUUCACCGCCCAGCUGCGGUUCAUAUCUGACUUCUCCAUUUCCUACGAGGGCUUCAACAUCACCUUCUCGGAGUAUGACCUGGAGCCCUGUGAGGACCCUGGCGUCCCCGCCUUCAGCCGGAGGAUCGGUUUCCACUUCGGAGUCGGGGACUCGCUGACCUUCUCCUGCUUCCCGGGGUAUCGCCUAGAAGGUGCCACCAAGCUGACCUGCCUGGGCGGGGGCCGCCGUGUGUGGAGUGCACCUCUGCCAAGGUGUGUGGCCGAAUGCGGGGCGAGUGUCAGAGGAAACGAGGGGACGUUGCUGUCGCCGAACUUCCCGUCCAACUAUGACAACAACCACGAGUGUAUCUACAGCAUAGAGACCGAGGCCGGCAAGGGCAUCCGCCUCCGGGCCCGAAGCUUCCAGCUGCUCGAAGGGGACACGCUAAAGGUGUAUGAUGGACGGGACAGCUCCUCGCGGCCCCUGGGGACCUUCACCAAGAACGAGCUGAUAGGCCUGGUCCUAAACAGCACCUCGAACCACCUGUGGCUGGAGUUCAACACCAACGGCUCGGACACCGGCCAGGGCUUCCAGCUCACCUACACCAGCUUUGACCUGGUGAAGUGCGAGGACCCCGGGGUGCCCAGCUACGGCUACCGGAUCCGGGACGACGGCCACUUUGCGGACACAGCCGUCCUGUUCAGCUGUAACCCCGGCUACGCCAUGCACGGGAGCGGCACGCUCACCUGCCUGAGCGGCGACCGGAGGGUGUGGGACAAGCCCUUGCCGUCCUGCGUGGCAGAGUGUGGUGGGCGGGUCCACGCGGCCACCUCGGGGCGCCUGCUGUCCCCUGGCUACCCAGCUCCCUAUGACAACAACCUGCACUGCACGUGGGUCAUCGAGGCCGACCCCGGGAAGACCAUCAGCCUCCACUUCAUCGUGUUCGACACGGAGACCAACCACGACAUCCUGAAGGUGUGGGACGGCCCCGUGGACAGCGCCAUCCUGCUGAAGGAGUGGAGCGGCUCGGCGCUGCCCGAGGACAUCCACAGCACCUUCAGCUCCCUCACCCUGCAGUUCGACAGCGACUUCUUCAUCAGCAAGUCCGGCUUCUCCGUGCAGUUCUCCACCUCAAUAGCGUCCACCUGCAAUGACCCAGGCACCCCGCAAAACGGCACCCGCUACGGGGACAGCAGAGAGCCCGGAGACACCGUCACCUUCCAGUGCGACCCCGGCUAUCAGCUGCAAGGACAGGAGAAGAUCACCUGUGUGCAGCUGGACGGCCGCUUCUUCUGGCAGCCGGACCCGCCCACCUGCAUAGCUGCCUGUGGAGGGAACCUGACCGGCCCGUCGGGCGUCAUCUUAUCCCCUAACUACCCGCAGCCGUAUCCUCCCGGGAAGGAAUGCGACUGGAGGGUCAGAGUGAACCCCGACUUCGUCAUCGCCUUGAUAUUCAAAAGCUUCAGCAUGGAGCCCAGCUACGACUUCCUGCACGUCUACGAGGGCGAGGACUCCAACAGCCCCCUGGUCGGCAGCUUCCAGGGCUCGCAGGCCCCCGAGAGGAUCGAGAGCAGCGGUAACAGCCUCUUCCUGGCCUUCCGGAGCGACGCCUCCGUGGGCCUGUCCGGCUUCGCCAUCGAGUUCAAAGAGAAGCCCAGGGAAGCCUGUUUCGACCCUGGAAACAUAAUGAACGGGACGAGAGUCGGGACGGAUUUCAAGCUCGGCUCCACCGUGACCUACCAGUGUGACUCCGGCUACAAGAUUGUGGACCCCUCGUCCAUCACGUGCGUGAUCGGGGCGGACGGGAAGCCGGCCUGGAACCAGGCCCUGCCCUCCUGCCGCGCUCCCUGCGGAGGCCAGUACACGGGGUCGGAGGGGGUGGUACUGUCCCCCAACUACCCCCAGAACUACACGGCUGGUCAAACCUGCCUCUAUUCCAUAAAGGUGCCAAAGGGAUUUGUGGUGUUCGGACAGUUCGCCUAUUUCCAGACGGCGCUGAACGACGUGGCGGAAUUGUUCGACGGGACGCACCCCCAGGCCCGGCUCCUCAGCUCGCUCUCCGGGUCCCACUCAGGUGAGGCCCUGCCCCUGGCCACGUCCAACCAGGUGCUGCUCCAGUUCAGCGCGAGGAGCGGGGCGUCGGCCCGUGGCUUCCACCUCCUGUACCAGGCGGUUCCCCGGACCAGCGACACCCAGUGCAGCUCCGUCCCCGAGCCCAGGUACGGCCGGAGGAUCGGCUCCGAGUUCUCGGCGGGGUCCAUCGUCCGGUUCGAGUGCAGCCCGGGGUACCUGCUGCAGGGCUCCGCGGCCGUGCGCUGCCGGUCGGUGCCCAACGCCCUGGCCCAGUGGAACGACACGAUCCCGAGCUGCGUGGUCCCCUGCAGCGGAAACUUCACCCAGCGCAGGGGCACGAUCCUCUCCCCCGGCUUCCCGGAGCCCUACGGGAACAACUUAAACUGCGUCUGGAGAAUCACAGUGACGGAGGGAUCGGGGAUUCAGAUCCAGGUCAUCAGUUUCGCCACAGAACAGAACUGGGACUCCCUGGAGAUCUACGACGGCGGGGACGUGACUGCGCCCAGGCUGGGGAGCUUCUCAGGUACCACGGUGCCCGCCCUGCUGAACAGCUCGUCCAACCAGCUCUACCUGCACUUCCAGUCGGACAUCAGUGUGGCCGCCGCCGGCUUCCACCUGGAGUACAAAACCGUGGGGCUCGCCGCCUGCCAGGAGCCAGCCCUGCCCAGCAACGGGCUCAAGACGGGCGACCGGUACAUGGUGAACGACGUGCUGGCCUUCCAGUGCGAGCCGGGGUACACGCUGCAGGGCCGCUCCCACAUCUCCUGCAUGCCGGGCACCGUGCGUCGCUGGAACUACCCACCCCCUCUCUGCAUCGCGAUGUGCGGAGGGACCCUGAGCGGCGUGGGGGGCGUGAUCCUGAGCCCCGGCUUCCCCGGCGCCUACCCCAACAACCUGGACUGCACCUGGAGGAUCGCCCUGCCCGUGGGCUACGGGGCACAUAUUCAGUUCCUGAACUUUUCCACGGAGGCCAAUCACGACUACCUGGAGAUCCAGAACGGACCCUACCACACGAGCCCCAUGAUCGGGCAGUUCAGCGGCCCCGACCUGCCGCCCGCGCUGCUGAGCACCACGCACGAGACCCUCGUCCGCUUCUACAGCGACCACUCCCAGAACCGGCCGGGCUUCAAGCUGGCCUACCAAGCCUACGAGCUCCAGAACUGCCCGGACCCCCCUGCCUUUCAGAACGGCUACAUGGUCAACUCCGACUACAGUGUGGGGCAGUCCAUCUCUUUUGAGUGCUAUCCCGGGUACAUUUUAAUCGGCCACCCUGUCCUCACCUGCCAGCACGGGAUCGACAGAAACUGGAACCACCCGUUUCCUAGGUGUGACGCCCCGUGUGGAUACAACAUCACGUCUCAGAAUGGCACCAUUUACUCCCCCGGAUUCCCCGACGAGUACCCUGUCCUGAAGGACUGCCUAUGGCUCAUCACUGUGCCCCCCGGCCACGGCAUCUACAUCAACUUCACGCUGCUGCAGACCGAGGCGGUCAACGACUACAUCGCUGUGUGGGAUGGUCCUGACCAGAACUCUCCUCAGCUCGGGGUCUUCAGCGGAAACACGGCCCUCGAAACCGCAUACAGCUCCACCAACCAGGUCCUGCUUAAGUUCCACAGCGACUUCUCCAACGGGGGUUUCUUCGUCCUCAACUUCCACGCAUUUCAGCUCAAGAAGUGCCCACCUCCUCCAGCGGUGCCACAGGCGGAGAUGCUCAGUGAGGACCAGGACUUUGAAAUAGGGGACUUCGUGAGGUACCACUGCCACCCCGGGUACACGCUGUCCGGGGCGGACACGCUCACCUGCAAGCUCAGCUCCCAGCUGCAGUUCGAAGGUUCUCUCCCAACGUGCGAAGCACAAUGCCCAGCGAACGAAGUCCGCACAGAGUCCUCAGGGGUCAUCCUCAGCCCCGGUUACCCAGGCAACUACUUCAACUCCCAGACCUGCUCCUGGAGCAUCCGAGUGGAGCCAAACUACAACAUCACCAUCUUCGUGGACAACUUUCAGAGUGAGAAGCAGUUUGAUGCCCUGGAAGUAUUUGACGGUUCCUCUGGUCAGAGCCCCCUGCUGGUGGUCCUGAGUGGGAACCACACCGAGCAGUCGAAUUUCACCAGCAGGAGCCACCAGCUGUAUCUCCGCUGGUCCACUGAUCACGCCACCAGCAAAAAGGGAUUCAAGAUUCGUUAUGCAGCCCCUUACUGCAGCUUGGCCCCCACCCUGAGGAACGGUGGCAUUUUAAAUAGGACCGCGGGGACACUGGGAAGUCAAGUGCACUACUUCUGCAAGCCCGGCUACCGCCUGGUCGGCCGCAGCAACGCCACGUGUGUUCGGAACCCCGUGGGCGUGUACCAGUGGGACUCUCUCCCUCCGCUGUGCCAGGCCGUGUCCUGCGGAAUCCCUGAGGCCCCAGGAAAUGGCUCCUUCAUGGGUAACGAGUUCACCUUGGACAGUAAAGUGACGUAUGAAUGUAACGAGGGCUUUAAGCUUGAAGAUGGCCAACAAGCCACAGCCGUGUGUCAGGAAGAUGGAUCCUGGAGCAACCGAGGGACGCCGCCCACCUGCAGGCCGGUCACCUGCCCUGGCGUCGAGGCCCAGCUCUCCGAGCACAUCACCUGGAGGCUGGUCUCGGGGUCCCUGAACGAGUAUGGCGCUCAGGUGGUGCUGAGCUGCAGUCCUGGGCAUUACCUGGAGGGCAGCCGGCUGGUGCAGUGCCAAGCGAACGGGACUUGGAGCGUAGGCGAGGAGCGGCCUCGGUGCAGAGUCAUCUCCUGCGGAAGCCUGUCCUUCCCUCCCAAUGGCAACAAGAUCGGGACGCUGACCGUCUACGGAGCCACGGCCAUAUUCACAUGCAACACGGGCUACACACUCGUGGGCUCCCACGUGCGAGAGUGCCUGGCGAGCGGGCUCUGGAGUGGCGCCGAGACCAGGUGCCUGGCCGGCCACUGCGGCUCCCCUGACCCCAUCGUGAACGGGCACAUCAGCGGGGAUGGCUUCAGCUACCGGGACACCGUGGUCUACCAGUGCAAUCCCGGCUUCCGGCUCGUGGGCACCUCCGUCCGGAUUUGCCUGCAGGACCACAAGUGGUCGGGACAGACCCCGGUUUGUGUCGCCAUCACCUGCGGCCACCCCGGGAACCCCGCCCAUGGGCUCACCAAGGGCAGCGAGUUCAACCUGAACGACGUGGUGAACUUCACCUGCAACACCGGCUACCUGCUGCAGGGGGCGCCCCAGGCCCAGUGUCGGACCAACGGCCAGUGGAGCAGCCCCCUGCCCACCUGCCGAGUGGUCAACUGCUCCGACCCGGGCUCCGUGGACAACGCCAUCCGCCAGGGGCCACAGAGCUUCCCCGAGAGCUUUGUCUAUGGAAUGAGUGUCCUGUUUCACUGCAAGAAGGGCUUUUACCUGCUGGGCUCUUCCGCCUUGACCUGCAUGGCCAGUGGCUUGUGGGAUCGCUCUCUGCCCAAGUGUUUGGCUAUAUCCUGUGGGCACCCGGGGGUGCCUGCCAACGCAAUCCUCACGGGAGAGGUGUUCACAUUCGGGGCCACAGUCCACUACUCCUGCAAAGGGGCCCGUAGCCUCGUGGGCAAUAGCACCAGAGUGUGCCAGGAGGACAGUCACUGGAGCGGGGCACCGCCCCACUGCACAGGAAAUAGCCCUGGGUUCUGUGGGGACCCAGGGACCCCGGCCCAUGGGUCUCGGCUGGGCGAUGAGUUUAAGACGAAGAGCCUCCUGCGCUUCUCCUGUGAGGUGGGCUACCUGCUGCGGGGCUCUCCUGAGCGCACCUGUUUGCUCAAUGGGUCCUGGUCCGGGCUGCAGCCUGUGUGUGAAGCUGUGUCCUGUGGGAACCCCGGCACGCCCACCCAUGGCAGGAUCGUCAGCAGUGACGGCAUCCUAUUCUCCAGCUCUGUCAUCUACGCCUGCUGGGAGGGCUACAGGACCUCGGGGCUGAUGACACGCCACUGCACCGCCAAUGGGACCUGGACGGGCACAGCUCCCGACUGCACAGUCGUAAACUGUGGGGAUCCAGGCACACUGGCCAACGGCAUCCAGUUCGGGACUGACUUCACCUUCAACAAGACCGUGAACUACCAGUGCAACCCCGGCUACGUCAUGGAGCCCGUCACAGGGGCCACCAUCCGCUGCACCAGAGAUGGCGGAUGGAGCCACAGCAAGCCCGUCUGCAGAGCCGUCCUGUGCAGCCCACCGCCUGCCGUGCAGCAUGGAGAAGUGGAGGGAGCCGAUUUCCGCUGGGGCGCCAGUGUCAGCUACAGCUGUGCGGCAGGCUACCAGCUGUCCCACCCGGCCAUCCUGUCCUGCGAAGGCCAGGGCGUGUGGAAGGGGGAGACGCCCCAGUGCCUGCCUGUGUUCUGUGGAGACCCGGGCACCCCCGCGGAGGGCCGGCUCAGUGGCAAAAGUUUCACCUACAAAUCUGAAGUCUCCUUCCAGUGCAAACCACCCUUCCUACUGGUGGGAUCUCCGAGGAGGACCUGCCAGGCCGAUGGGACGUGGAGUGGGGUGCAGCCCACCUGCAUAGAUCCCACUCACAACACCUGCCCGGACCCCGGGACCCCACACUUCGGCAUACAGAACAGCUCCAGAGGAUACGAGGUGGGGAGCACCGUGUUCUUCAGGUGCAGGAAGGGCUACCACGUGCAGGGAUCGACCACACGCACCUGCCUUGCGAACUUAACGUGGAGCGGGAUACAGACCGAGUGCAUACCCCACGCCUGCCGACAGCCUGAGACGCCGGCCCACGCGGACGUGAGAGCCAUCGACCUCCCUGCCUUUGGCUACACCUUGGUGUACACCUGCCACCCGGGGUUUUUCCUGGCCGGCGGAUCUGAGCACAGGACCUGUAAAGCAGAUAUGAGGUGGACAGGGAAGUCGCCUGUCUGUAAAAGUAAAGGAGUGAGAGAAGUUAAUGAAACAGUUACUAAAACCCCAGUUCCCUCUGACGUGUUCUUCAUCCACUCUGUGUGGAAGGGACAUUACGAGUAUUUGGGGAGAAGACAGCCGGCGACCCUGACAGUGGAUGGCUUCAACGCGAGCAGCAGCAAUGUGAAUGCCACCUUCACCGCAGCCUCGCAGGUGGAGCUGAAGCUGGCAGGGGUCUACAAGAAAGAGGAGGCCCACCUGCUCCUGAGAGUUUUUCACGCAAAAGGGCCUGCAGACGUUUCUGUGAGCAAGUUUGAAAAUGACCAAUGGGGACUGGACGGUUACGUCUCGUCAGGACUCGAAAGAGGAAGUUUUACCUUUCAAGGUGACAUCCAUGGGGAAGACUUUGGGAAAUUCAAGCUUGAGAGGCAAGAUCCCCUGAGCUCCGACCAGGACUCUGCACACCGCCCUCCGGGCACCAGCAGCGGCUCCGUGGCGGCUGCCAUUCUGGUUCCCUUCUUUGCUCUCAUCUUAUCAGGGUUUGCAUUUUACCUCUACAAACACAGAACAAGACCAAAAGUCCAGUACAAUGGCUACGCCGGCCACGAGAACAGCAACGGGCAGGCUUCCUUCGAGAACCCAAUGUACGACACGAACUUGAAGCCCACGGAGGCCAAGGCGGUGCGCUUCGACACAACCCUGAACACAGUGUGCACGGUGGUAUAGCCCCUGCGCAGGACUGGACCAUAGCCAUACCUCGGAUGGGCAAGGCGACCUCUGGUGCCAUGGACCACGCCCCCCCCUCCCCCCCGCUUGGCCUCGGCUACCUUUCACAUCUCAUUCCGGCUCACGCAGCGGGGCUGUCCACGGAGCGUGCGGGGCUGUCCACGGAGCCUGCAGAGUCUUCUGAGCACUGGCGACCCUGUCCCUUCCUCCUGACGUGGAGUGUCUGUGUCCGGCUGUGCCUGCCUGCCUGGGGUCAAGGUGCCCUUGAGGAAGACCACCUGGCCGCGCCGCCCUGUGGCACUCAGUGCCUCAGACCUCCUGUGUCUGUGGCUGGGAUGCCUUCAAUGCACAGUCUGGGCAUGUGGGUCCAUCCUCCGGGCGCGGUGACAAGACAGCACCACCACAUGCAAGUACACUGGGGAAAG